AUGGCGGCUGAUGAAAGCUCCGCAGACACUCUGCGACUCCAGUUCAAGGCCAUGCAGGAGCUACAGCAGCGACGGUUACAGAAGCAGAUGGAGAGAAAGCGGGAGAAAGAGCUGAGCUGUCAAAGCAAAGCUGACGACCAGGAGGGGCUCAUGGUGAUCCCGGAUGGUCUCAGUCUCCUCGACACAGAGGAGCAGAACCUGAAAAACAUCUUUGAAAAGAGGGUGCUGGAAGAUGAAAUCCAGCAGCUUCGUAACGAGCUCCGGGAGACAGUCGAUGAGAACGGGCGACUGUAUAAGCUGCUGAAGGAGAGGGACUUUGAGAUCAAACACCUCAAGAAGAAAAUCGAAGAGGACAGAUUUGCCUUCACAGGGACGACUGGGAUGGCUGGAGAUCUAGUUGCCACCAAAAUUGUUGAGCUGUCCAAAAAGAACCGGGGGCUGAUGGCAGAGUCGGAGAGUGCAAAGGUCAGGAUAAAGCAGCUGACCAAUCGCAUCCAGGAGCUGGAGCACGAGCUGCAGAUGGCAUCAGCCAAGCCACCAGCCAAGGGGGCCACUGACGCAGGGGCUAAGCCACUGAAGACCCAGACGGGUGACAGAGCCUUGCUGGAGACCCCAGAGGUGAAGGCUCUGCAGGACAGGCUGGCAGCCACCAACCUGAAGAUGAGUGACCUGCGCAACCAGAUCCAGUCUACGAAGCAGGAGCUCCGUGUAGCCCAGAAGGUUCUGGCCAAUGAAGUUGGGGACGACGUGAACAUCCAGCAGCUCCUGGCCUCACCGGGGACCUGGAGGGGAAGGGCUCAACAAAUUCUAGUUUUGCAGAGCAAGGUCCGAGAUCUUGAGAAGCAACUGGAACAGCGGCAGAACAAGCCUGCAGGCCCAUUGAGCUCUGAGCUGCCUCUCAGUUCAGAUCCAAGGAAGAUGACAGCACAGGAGAAAAACCUCCUGCGGAUCCGCUGCCUGGAGAGAGACAAGCAGGAGAGCUGGGAGAAACUGGCCAGUGAGCGGGACAGCCUCCAGACAGAGCUGGAGGAGCUGAAAAGGAAGUUCGAGGGCAUGCGGUCUCGCAACAAGGUGCUGUCCAGCGAGGUGAAGACCCUCAGGAGCCAGAUGGUGACCCUAGUGGAGAAGGGCAAGCAUGAUGAUGAACUCAUUGAUGCCCUUAUGGACCAGCUAAAGCAGCUGCAGGACAUUCUGGGCAGCCUGAGUGUGCAAGAAGAAUCGAGACGCACCUCUCAACAGCAACUGGACCAGAAGGUCAACAGUGAGGCCCAGCAGAGCAGCAGCCUUGUUGCCCAGCUGCGGGCCAUGGUGGCUGAUCGAGAGUCCAAGGUGCGGCAGCUGGAGCUAGAGAUCGGGCAGCUCAGUGGCCAGUAUCUUCACGGUAAAGGAGGGGGUGAGGGGGCCAGCCCCACCGAUGCCAGGUUCCCUGAGGACCAGACCCCAAUAACCAACUCUCCAGCAUCAGCAGGCGAUCAUGUCAGCAGGCUCGGAACUUCCCGCUCUGUGACCAGCCUGGGCCAUACACUUGUGGAAUCUGCCCUCACAAGACCAUCCCUGCCUAGUCCCCAUGGGACCUCACCCAGGUUCUCGGACUCCCCAGAACAAAAAGGCUGGCAGGCUCAAGCUGCAGAAAUGAAAGCACUUUGGCAGGCUGCUGAGGUGGAGCGGGACCGGCUCAAUGAGUUUGUCACUGUGCUGCAGAAGCGGGUGGAGGAGAGCAGCAGCAAGCUACUGGAAGCAGAGCGCAGGCUGCAGGAGGAGCGCCAGCGAGCUGUACUGCUGGAACAGCACCUGGAGAAGAUGCGCCUGGAGCCAGCCCGGGCCUCAGUGUCCCAGAAAGCUACUAAGAACAAGCCAGGGCCGCCUGCUGCCAGCACCAAGCCCAACUCAACUGGAAGUGCCAAGAAAGACUCGUCCUCCACUCAGCUCUCCGAUAUGCCCAUGGAGUCCCAGAUAGAGGAGCUAAACGCCAGGCUGGCCAUCCAGAUGGAAGAGAACGGAAUACUGAGGGAUGCCCUGGGCAGUGCCCUGCGAGGGAAGGAGGAGGACUUCCGCAUGUACCACCAGACGCUGGGCCAGGUGAAAGGGGUCUUCCUGCAGGCGCUACGGCAGCAGAAAGCCAACAAGCAGUAG
This is a messenger RNA of Grammomys surdaster, 2133 nucleotides long. RefSeq names its product coiled-coil domain containing 13 (gene Ccdc13). NCBI's taxonomy places the organism in Eukaryota, Metazoa, Chordata, Mammalia, Rodentia, Muridae. The coding region runs from base 1 to 2133 and encodes 710 amino acids. The transcript has 15 exons. Gene Ontology annotation, cellular component: centriolar satellite. The record is from RefSeq and is a predicted model, not a curated record. Gene Ontology annotation, biological process: cytoplasmic microtubule organization; non-motile cilium assembly.